Molecule: messenger RNA, 1034 nt
Organism: Lactuca saligna
Lineage: Eukaryota; Viridiplantae; Streptophyta; Magnoliopsida; Asterales; Asteraceae
Source: the annotation of a GenBank genome assembly
AUGUAUCCUCUCACAAGUCACAUCCAUCACGUUUUAAGUUUACGUCCUCAGCUCGCCCUCUGUUUUGCUCUCUACUAUGCUAUCAACUUCGGUGAGCCUCAAACGCCCACUUAUCGCCUUCGAAUUCAUCGUCAAUUCAGUGAGAUUUACUUCAUUUCUGUUCGUGGCGGAGUUAGAGCUCCCAAAGAGCAAAUCCGUCUUCUUAAACAGAUAGAGAAGGUGAUGAAUACUUAUAAAGUAGGAUUUGUGAUUAACAUCAGUGAGCUUGGUGAAGAUGAUCCACUCUUACAAAAUGCAACACAAUAUUUCAAUCCACUGAAGGCUCCAUGGUACACUACUGUAGCUCUACAGGAUAUGAAGCCAGAUUAUUUUUUCAAACAGGUGAAUGUUUCAAGUGGAAGAACACUCGAUAUUAUAGCUCUAAAUAAUGGAAUGAUACAGGAUCCUUCAGAAGUUCAGUUAAAGUUUUUGUCAAGAAAACUUGAAUCAAGCAAAAGUAACUGGCACAUUGCUACUGGAUUUCAUCCACUAUUCUGCAAUCAAAGAUGGAAUCAAACACAAGCAAAAGGAAACAAUGUUAUGCUACAAAUGUUGAUGGAUCAUGGAGUGGAUGCUUAUUUAAGUGGACACUCAUGUGGAAAUGAAACUCAUAUUGAAGGACCUUAUUUAACAACCAUAAACCAAGGAUCAAUUCCUUUCAAUGUAAUGAAAAAUAUGUUCCUUCUUCACAGAGUGAGCUCCCUUGAAAUUGUAACAUAUGGUGUUAGUUUCAAAGGGGAUAUUGUUCAUGAAUCCACAUUUAGACAAAGAGGAAGGGAGGUUAUGUAACUGGUAAAUCAUAUUAUAUAUAUAAGAUUAAAAGUUCAAUUACAUUAUUUUGUUUUACGAUUUCUUUGUUAUAGUUUGCUUGCUAAAGAAAGCCAAUCUUUGUUUAUUUUAAGCUCUCGCUCUUUAGUGAUAAGAUUAUAAAACUAUAUAAACAAUUUAUGUUACUAUUUUUUUUUUCAUAUACGUCUAGUUAUUGCGUUUUCAAA